Molecule: messenger RNA, 722 nt
Organism: Morus notabilis
Lineage: Eukaryota; Viridiplantae; Streptophyta; Magnoliopsida; Rosales; Moraceae
Product: SEC14-like protein 5
Exons: 6
Source: RefSeq, a predicted model, not a curated record
GACUAGUACUAUUUGUAGGUGGAGGAGAGAGAGAGGCUGUGAGUGCCUCGUAGGUCCGUCUUUCUUGAAUCCUGACCUCUCUCUCUCUCUCUCUCUCUCAUAUAUGUGUAUGUAACAUAUAUAUGUAUACAUAUAGAGCUUUUUGCUGUUAAUUUUCGUCUUUUCCCCUAAAUCUAGCAAUAUUAGUACAAAGUUAAAACGAGUCAAAAUAAUACUAUAGACAGAGAACCCGAACAAAAGUAGUGCAAUUUUGGGGUUGGCUUUGGUUGCCUUACCCUUUCAUUUCAUCUCAUCGGCUUUAUACUAAGCAUUUUCUGCAAUAGCUUGAGAGAGAAACAGAAGAAAUGGGAAAUGUUUCUCAGGAAGCGAUCAAGCUUUUUGAAGCUCUCAUGGAUCAAGUUGAGGAGCCUUUGAAGAGAACGUUUCAGAAUGUUCAUCAAGGACAUGUACCUGAAACUUUGGCGCGUUUUCUAAAAGCAAGAGAGUGGAAUGUUACCAAAGCCCAUAAAAUGUUGGUGGAUAGCUUAAAUUGGAGGGUGCAAAAUGAGAUUGAUAAUAUGCUAGCGAAACCCAUAAUUCCAACUGAUUUAUACAGAGCAGUACGUGAUUCACAGCUCAUAGGACUUUCAGGUUACUCAAGAGAGGGCCUGCCUGUCUUUGUUAUGGGUUGCGGGCUCAGUACAUUUGAUAAAGCGUCUGUAAGUACUAUGAUUAAAGACUUG